AUGGAAGAUGAUUACCAAACGCCGCGUUUUACGAUUGGUCGUCAGUCGUCGAUGGCGCCGGAGAAGAUCCCGGAGCCGUCGAUUCACUCGGAAGAGGAAGUGCUGGAGGACGGAGAGGAGAUCGACGGCGGUGUGAGGCUUAUGUAUCUGUGUAACGAAGGCGACGUCGAAGGGAUCAAGGAGCUUCUCGAUUCGGGGAUUGAUGCUAAUUACAGAGACAUUGAUGAUCGGACUGCUCUCCACGUGGCGGCUUGUCAGGGGUUGAAGGAUGUGGUCGAGAUUCUUCUCGAUCGGGGAGCUGAUGUCGAUCCUAAAGAUCGAUGGGGAAGCACGCCACUUGCAGAUGCGAUAUUCUACAAGAACGUUGAUGUAAUCAAGAUUCUUGAGACUCAUGGAGCUAAACAUCCUAUGGCUCCAAUGCAUGUGAAAACUCCUCGUGAGGUUCCGGAAUAUGAAAUCAAUCCUAGUGAGCUUGAUUUCACUCAAAGCAAAGAGAUAACAAAGGGAACUUACUGUAUGGCAAUGUGGCGUGGGAUUCAAGUCGCGGUGAAAAAGCUCGAUGAUAAAGUUUUAAGCGACGAGGAUCAAGUGAGGAAGUUCCAUGACGAGCUUGCGUUGCUCCAAAGGCUAAGGCAUCCAAACAUUGUUCAGUUUCUUGGUGCUGUAACUCAAAGCAAUCCUAUGAUGAUUGUUACUGAAUACUUGCCUAGGGGAGAUUUGCGUGAGUUGCUCAAAAGGAAAGUACAAUUAAAACCAGCUACUGCUGUUCGAUACGCCCUUGACAUUGCAAGGGGAAUGAGCUAUCUUCAUGAGAUCAAAGGAGACCCUAUCAUCCACCGCGAUCUUGAACCUUCAAACAUAUUGAGGGAUGAUACAGGACAUCUGAAAGUUGCGGACUUUGGAGUUAGCAAGCUUGUUACUGUUAAAGAAGACAAGCCUUUUACAUGUCUAGACACUUCUUGUAGAUAUAUUGCUCCUGAAGUUUUCACUAGCGAAGAAUAUGACACAAAAGCUGAUGUUUUCUCCUUUGCUUUGAUCGUUCAAGAGAUGAUCGAAGGACGAAUGCCAUUUGCUGAAAAGGAAGACAGUGAAGCUUCAGAAGCUUAUGCUAGCAAAGAGCGGCCAUUGUUCAAAGCUCCAUCAAAGCUUUACCCUCAUGGACUUAAAACGUUGAUAGAAGAAUGCUGGCAAGAUAAACCGGCCAAGCGACCUACUUUCAGAGAGAUCAUUAAACGGCUUGAGUCUAUUCUUCAUCAUAUGGGUCACAAGCGACAAUGGAGGAUGAGGCCAUUGACAUGCUUUCAGAAUUUCGAGCACAAGAAGAAACAUAAUUGGGAUAUGAGUAGUCAUGACGGCUCAUCAUCCGGUUCACAUUUGUGA
Molecule: messenger RNA, 1380 nt
Organism: Brassica napus (rape)
Lineage: Eukaryota; Viridiplantae; Streptophyta; Magnoliopsida; Brassicales; Brassicaceae
Product: probable serine/threonine-protein kinase drkC
Biological process (GO): protein phosphorylation
Molecular function (GO): protein binding; protein kinase activity; ATP binding
Source: RefSeq, marked provisional